GACGGUUUGAGCGAUUUAACUCCCAAAUCGGCUAGAGGCCGUGUAUACGAAGUAGAUAUAUCAUACCCGAAACACUUGCACGAUAAGCAUAAUGAUCUGCCAUUCCUACCACAAAAUAGUAUACCACAAGGCUCAAAAGUGCGGAAACUUAUGGCGACGUUUGAGCCUAAGGUAAACUAUAUUGUGCAUUAUAGGAAUCUGCAGCAGGCAAUCGAUAACGGGUUGAUAGUUGAAAAGGUACAUAGAGUCUUGGAGUUUAGCCAGUCGGAUUGGCUGGCCAAGUAUAUUCAGUUAAAUACCGAUAUGAGAAAGAAGGCCAGAAAUGAUUUUGAAAAAGAUUUUUUCAAGCUCAUGAAUAAUGCGAUUUUUGGGAAAACGAUGCAAUCUAAACGCAAGGAAAUAAAAAUGGAGUUGGUAUCAUGCGAGCGCCGACUCCAAAAACUGAUAAAUAAAACUACAUUUAAACAUUGUACAAGAUAUAGCGAUACCCUUAGCGCUGUUACUUUAGCAAAUAAAAUAAUCAAAUUUGAUAAACCUAUAUAUAUUGGAUUCGCGGUAUUGGACAUUAGCAAAACUUUGAUGUAUGAUUAUCAUUAUAAUGUGAUGCAGAGGCACUAUGGUGAAGACAUUACGCUUAUGUAUACUGACACAGAUUCACUAGUGUAUCACAUUAUGACUGAUGAUUUUUACUCUGACUUGUUGGAAAAUCCAAACUUGAUGGAUAGGUUAGACACGGCAGACUUGCCAUCUAACCAUCCGUGCUAUACAACAGCACGUAAAAAGGUGCCAGGUUUUUUUUCUGACGAGUCAAAGGGUGAUAUUAUAUCAGAGUUUUGUGCGUUGAGGGCGAAAUCUUAUGCAUAUAAGAUUCACUCAUCAAAUACGUCCGAUACUGCAGGAAGGGAGAGUAUUAAAGCUAAGGGGGUCCGACGUCAUGUGGUUAAGAAUCACAUGACUUUAGAGGACCACAGAAAAUGUCUGUUUGGGGAAGCCGGUGUGAAGGCUUACCAAGAAAAUGUGUCUAUUAGAUCAUUUAAGCACAAGCUGUUGACAAUCAAAACAAAUAAAUUGACGUACAACAGUUAUGAUGAUAAGCGGGUUGUGCUAUAUGAUAAAAUAAACACACUAGCUCAUGGACACUACUGUAUAGAGUAAGUUAUCAUAAUUAUA
Molecule: messenger RNA, 1170 nt
Organism: Aphis gossypii (cotton aphid)
Lineage: Eukaryota; Metazoa; Arthropoda; Insecta; Hemiptera; Aphididae
Exons: 5
Coding region: 151-1155 (334 amino acids)
Source: RefSeq, a predicted model, not a curated record